Messenger RNA from Neoarthrinium moseri, 789 nucleotides. RefSeq lists its product as uncharacterized. NCBI's taxonomy places the organism in Eukaryota, Fungi, Ascomycota, Sordariomycetes, Amphisphaeriales, Apiosporaceae. The record is from RefSeq and is a predicted model, not a curated record. The transcript has a single exon. The coding region runs from base 1 to 789 and encodes 262 amino acids.
AUGUUUUCCCGAAUAAUCGCGUCUAUCAGCUUCGGCGCCAGCGUUCUUGGUGCCCCUACCUCACAUGCAGCCGCUUGCGAUAUUGCAUCAUUGAAGGCCGCCACCGACAGCUAUAUCUCUGCUCAAACAGCUGGUGACUCUACAAAACUUGCCGCUCUCUCUUCGUCGCCAACUUACACAGAGAAUUUCAAGACUGCAGAUCUCACCAAGGGGAUUUUGUCCCAGUCUCUGAAGAUUGACCACAACCACAGUCUGCAUGACACAACUGCAUGUGCGACCUAUACUGAGUUGAUUAUCACCGACUCCAAGCAUCCAUCCGUGACAGGCACGCAAAUGUACUUCACUGAUGGAAAGAUCUCCAAAAUUGAGACCAUCGUCACAGACAAGGGCGACUGGCUUUUCGACGUUGCUGGAACUUUGAAGUGGGCGUCUCAGGAACACUGGGAUGAGAUCCCUGUGGAGAAGCGUGACAGUCGUCAGGCGAUCCAAGCUGCCGCUGAUGCGUAUGCUGAUAUCUUCAACAACAAGAGCGUCGUCGUCCCCUGGGGCCAGCCGUGCGCGCGGCUGGAAGGAGGCAUGUAUACCGGUAAAGGCCAGCCAAGCGAUAGAUGUGAUGUUGGGAUCCCGAGUGGCGUCAACAACACGCACCGACGCUACGUCAUCGAUGAGUCAAAGGGGAGCGUGGAUUUGUUCAUGACCUUUGCGGAUAAUCUUCCAGAUAGUCAUGAGUUCCGUCUCGAAGGAGGCAAACUCCGCUAUGUGCAUACGUUGACGGUCAUGGGUAGCUAG